Molecule: messenger RNA, 1008 nt
Organism: Debaryomyces fabryi
Lineage: Eukaryota; Fungi; Ascomycota; Pichiomycetes; Serinales; Debaryomycetaceae
Gene: SPO11
Product: Spo11p
Exons: 1
Coding region: 1-1008 (335 amino acids)
Biological process (GO): meiotic DNA double-strand break formation; meiotic DNA double-strand break processing; reciprocal meiotic recombination
Cellular component (GO): nuclear chromosome
Molecular function (GO): DNA binding; ATP binding; DNA topoisomerase type II (double strand cut, ATP-hydrolyzing) activity
Source: RefSeq, a predicted model, not a curated record
AUGCGAUAUAGAUUACCGUUGCAAAAGCUUUUUGGAUUAUGGGAACAGAUUAGAAGUAAUAUCAGUGGCGAUAUUGUAAUUGUUUUCCACAAGCCAUAUUGUAGGAGCCGUAAGAUAACAUAUUCCGGGAGCAUUAAAGGCUACGAAGUGGGACAAUUGGGCGGCAGUGAGGUGGAAGCAAGACGAUUUGCGGCGGUUAUCAAGGUUUUGAAGACAAUGAUCGUCAAUCUCGUACAGGAUCGAACCACCACCAAGAGAGAUGUGUAUUAUCAGGACGUUGGGUUGUUCCAGAAAUCACAGCCGUUUGCCAACGAGUUGAUUGAAUGCAUAGUGGGGUCGCUAGGAAUGUGCGCUGAGAAGGACCUCAAGAUAUUUGCGUCGCAGAAAGGGCUUAUUUUUGGCAACAUGCGGUUUAGACGGAUGGGAAUUGAGUGUGAGUUGGACGAGCCAGUGUUGAUACCGCGCACAAACGAGUUGGAAGCCGUUGACCCUCCGAAGGGCAUUGUAGUGAUCGAAAAAGAGGCAGUUUUCAAGUCGUUCUGUAAGUAUAUCCAAAACAUAGAUGUCAGUUUGAUUGCCGUGACGGGCAAGGGAUUCCCAGAUAGCCUCACGAAGCGGUUUGUGGGAUCAUUGGGCGAAACAUAUCCCAAAGUACCAAUAAUGGCGUUUAUGGAUUCCGAUGUGUAUGGUCUAAGUAUCUGCAAAAACUACAAGUAUGCCAAAAACUUCGAUUCGGUCGUCUGUCCGAAGUUAACGUUUGCCGGGGUUUUUUUAACGGAAUAUGCUAGUGGGUGGUUAGAUAUUUCGGCUAGAGAUUGGAGAAUGAUGAGUAAUUUCAUUAGAGACAUUAAGCUGCUACAAAGGCCUGUUCCAGAAGAGCAAGAAUUGAACAAAUGGCACAGAGAACUUACAAGAGGUUUGGUUCUAUUUAAAAAAUCCGAAAUGAACAUAGUGGAUUCCUGUCCUAAUGAAUAUAUUUUGAGAAAAAUCAAGCAAUACAUUCAGUAG